This is a messenger RNA of Caenorhabditis elegans, 1083 nucleotides long. RefSeq names its product Spaetzle domain-containing protein (gene K01A11.1). The transcript is spliced from 6 exons. NCBI's taxonomy places the organism in Eukaryota, Metazoa, Nematoda, Chromadorea, Rhabditida, Rhabditidae. Bases 134 to 730 code for a protein of 198 amino acids. The record is from RefSeq and is marked reviewed.
AGUACCCUGCACGCUACCGUACUCGUCUUCUUCUCAAAUGUGUGGUUGAACGAGAAGAAGCUCAUCUUGUCUUUAAAUUAAAUUAUCGAUAUCGGCGCGCCAAUGUUCUAUGAAGGUCCUCCUAUUACUCAUCAUGAUGCUCUCCGCCCUCGUUUACACAUAUCCUUACAAAAGAUCAUCCGGAUUCGAGCGCCUUCGUGAUCGAAUUCAUCGAAAGAGGCAUCGUCAUCAAAAACCAUCAGUAAUGAACGAGACAGACGAGCUGUAUGAGAUGUCAAUGGUAACUCAAAAAUCCGACGACGACAGUGACUUGGCCUCGAGAAUUCGAUCGGAAAAAUCAAUACCAAGUACAUUGACCACUCCACCUACAGUAACCUAUCAUAGACGUCAUCAUCAUCAUCACAAAAAGAAUCGGCGAGAGAAAAACGAAGAAUUAUGUGAAAGUCAGCGGAAAAUAGUCGAAUUGAAUACACAGAGUCACGAAUUUGACCCUCCGUUUGUUGUGGAAGUCCGUUGCCUAAAUAGUCAAUCACCGAUUGGAAGUCUACUGUCUGGUCAAGAACAGACGUGUUUCAAGGGAAUGUUACGUUGUGUGCAGCAGUAUGCAGAUGUACACGUGUCUCGUCGUAGUGUUGGUUCAAUUCAUUGGCAUCCAUUUACAAUUCCAGAUGCUCCAAUCUCUUGUCAAUGUAUGUGGCCAGUGGAUCGAUACGGUCAUCAGGAGUUCUAGUCAUUUUAGCCCCUUUUUGCGCACGUGGUGUCAGGAUGUCCCAUUACGGUUUGAUCUACAAAAAAUGCGGGAGUUUUUUUCUGCCUAAAAAAAGUGACGCCAUCACGUUCUUAACCAUACAGCAUCAGUGCAGAACUCUGCGUCUCGUCUCCCGCAUUUUUUGUAGAUCGACGUAGAUCAAGCCGAAAUGAGACACUCUGACACCACGUGUUGCUGCUUAAAUUGUCAGUACAAAACGUUCCAUUUUUCCCAUUUUUCUCAUUAUUCUCUCUACUUACAAACUAAUGGCGGGUAGGUGUGCAUUUUACGACUGAUUUUUUUUCUUGAAAUGAAACAGUUUUUAUUGAAAAAGG